AUGUACGACGUCCUCGUGCCGUCGACGAAGCGGGACCCGAGGGAGAAGAAGAUCCUCUACGAGAUCCGCGUCAUCUCCGAGGAGCGCUGCGGCCGCUUCGAGGUCAAGGACCGGGCGUCCAAGGCCUGGAGCGUCUGGAAGCGCUGGGCCGAGUGCCGCAAGCUCUCCGAGGCCCUGAAGAGCGGCGUCGUCGUCGCCGGCGGCCUGCCCCCCUUCCCCGAGCACGCCAAGCAGGCCGUGCUGACGCUGGGCAAGGGCAGCGAGAAGCGGCAGGCGGAGCUCGAGGUCUGGCUCAAGAAGCUCUUCGCGGCGCUCUGCAAGGACCGGGACAUCUUCUACGACCACCGCCUCGUCGAGUUCUUCGGGGGCUACAUCUGCCCGGACAAGGUCGAGGCCGAGGUCCGGGAGGCGUCCGACGAGCCCAUCAUCCUGGGCCCGCCGCCGGGCGAGGCGCCCGCGGCGCCGCCGCCGCCGCCGCCGGAGGAGAAGACGGAGGAGCCGGCGGCGUCGAGCGGCUACCCGGACUACAUCCACCGCGUCGCGGGCGACGGCCUGGCCGUCGCCCACCCCGACGAGGCGCGGCCGAAGCGGCGGCCGUCGGCGAACCGCGUCGGCCCGCCGAAGACGUUCGAGAUCCCCAUCCCGGGCUCCCUCGUGCGCAUCGGCGACGACGUCAUCGAGCCCCUCCACGGCUGGCAGGGCCUCGAGUCGCGCAACGCCGUCGGCGUCGUCGUGUCGUCCGCGUUCGACCAGGCGACGAAGUCGACGUCCGUCGUCGUCGCGUUCAACGCGCCCGCGCGCUUCGUCGCCGACGUCAGCGAGCUCGUCGCCCAGGACGACGACGACGCCGAGGCGGACCUCGUGGGCCGCAUCCUCAACGCCCACAACGACUACGAGGGGCUGGCCUACGCCAAGUACAAGCCGCACAAGCCCUUCAAGACGACGGAGAGCUCCAAGGCCCAGAGCCCGCGCGGCUACCAGUUCAGCGACGUCAUCGCCACGCCCGAGACCAUCCACCUGGAACAGAACGAGAGCUUCACCUACGUCUCCACGCGCACGGGCGCGAAGACGACCUACACGUACACGACGGAGACGGAGGACUACUCGACGCCCGCGCCGGAGCCGCCCAAGAGCAGCAGCUGGCUCUGCGCCUACCCGCAGGCCGACGACGCGACGCUCACGGACGAGGACGAGCAGAUCCCCAUCCAGCGCUACCCGGACGCCGCCGGGGACGGCUACGAAGACGACAUGUUCAACAUCAUGCUCUGCAACUCGUCCACCGUCGAGGCCAUUUGA
Molecule: messenger RNA, 1296 nt
Organism: Aureococcus anophagefferens
Lineage: Eukaryota; Pelagophyceae; Pelagomonadales; Pelagomonadaceae
Exons: 1
Coding region: 1-1296 (431 amino acids)
Molecular function (GO): phosphatidylinositol binding
Source: RefSeq, a predicted model, not a curated record